AUGCACCAAGUGCCCCGACCUCCGUCAGACUGUUUUAACACGGCACUCUCGGACCACUGCGCUCCAGUUUCCGAUACCAAUCGAGCCGUUCGAGUACCUCCCACCAAAAUGGCAACAGAAGGGGAGCCCAUCACGGACAUCUCGUCCAGACCCCUGUCAGAUAUGGACAACCGGUCCGACACGACCGACGACGACCUUUCACCCUCCCUCGCGACGACACAAUCGUACGCUUCAGUGCCCUCCCUCCGCCCGACCCUCGAUAAAUCCGGUAUUACUGCGUCGUCGACACAUCUCGGCCAACUCAACGCCGCCCGCCGCGGUGCGGGAACCCCUCCUCGUCCACAAGCUUCAAUGAGCGGCGCGCAACCUGGAGGAUUGAAUCAAGAUAUUUUAGCGAAGAUGAAGGCUUUCUCCUUGUCCCGACAGGGCGCCCCACCCUCUUUGGCGCAUGCCAAUACGACUGGCUUGGUGCCCAGGGCCUCUCCGUCGGUGUCGGGCGGAAGUCCCGUCUCAGGACAACCUUCUCCAGGCGCAAAUGGCCCCUUAGCAGGUGCUCUUGCCGGCCGUUUACCCCCCGGCGCUGUUCGUCCAACUACUAAAAACUGGGUCUCGUCGCCUUCCGUGCCUCAUGGGUCUCCCGGUGGCAGUUCUCCCAAGCCCGGUGGUCUGGCCGCGAAACGCCAGCCCGCCAACGGCGGACCUGCUCCUACAGAAACCGCAUUUAGCAAAUAUUCGGAAUUUAUCGAUACAAAAUCGGGGACGCUAAAUUUCAAGAACAAGGCUAUCCUCCACGGUGGCGGUAUCGAAUUCUCAUCAGGUCACAGUUUCAGCAUCUCCUUAGACGAGGUCGAUCGUCUGGACGAAUUAGGCAAGGGUAACUACGGGACAGUGUACAAGGUUCGCCAUAGCCAAGGUAAUCUUUCUGGAGUCGUCAUGGCGAUGAAAGAGAUUCGCCUGGAAUUGGACGAGAGCAAGUUCGCUCAGAUUAUCAUGGAAUUGGAGAUUCUUCACCGCUGCGUGUCCCCAUUCAUUAUCGACUUCUACGGUGCCUUCUUCCAAGAGGGUGCCGUCUAUAUCUGCGUUGAAUACAUGGAUGGCGGCUCGAUCGACAAAUUAUACAAGGAGGGAAUUCCCGAGAACAUCCUUCGCAAGGUAGCAUUAUCCACUGUCAUGGGCUUGAAGACCCUCAAGGACGACCACAAUAUUAUACAUCGCGAUGUCAAGCCCACAAACAUCCUCGUCAACUCCCGCGGACAAGUCAAGAUCUGCGAUUUCGGUGUGAGCGGCAACCUGGUCGCUAGUAUUGCCAAGACGAACAUUGGCUGUCAGAGCUACAUGGCCCCCGAGCGCAUUGCAGGUGGGGGUGUGCAGCAGUCCGGAGCAAGUGGAGGCGGAACCUACAGCGUCCAGAGCGAUGUCUGGAGCUUGGGCUUGUCCAUCAUCGAGUGUGCCAUUGGUCGGUAUCCAUAUCCGCCCGAGACAUUCAAUAACAUCUUCAGCCAGCUACACGCCAUUGUUCACGGUGACGCGCCCACACUCCCCGAAACGGGCUACUCUGAAGAAGCACACUCCUUUGUCCGCGCGUGCUUGGACAAAAAUCCGAACAACCGUCCAUCGUACAGCAUGCUCCUUCGACAUCCCUGGCUGUCGUCGCUCAUGCAGCCUCCCACAAACACCGACGCUGAUGAUGCACCCAACGGCUCGGCGAAGGAGGGUGCGUCCAAUGUAACGGAAGAUGAGGAAGUGGCGGCGUGGGUCAAGGAACAGCUAGACCGUCGCCAGCGCGGCUUGGUUCAAGACGCAAGCAAGCCUGCACUACACGCCGUCGCCCUGGAUGCCGUUCCUGGGAGCCCCCUCCUUGAUGACCCCUCCACUAUUUCCGCUCAAUGUUAA
Molecule: messenger RNA, 1893 nt
Organism: Aspergillus niger
Lineage: Eukaryota; Fungi; Ascomycota; Eurotiomycetes; Eurotiales; Aspergillaceae
Exons: 4
Coding region: 1-1893 (630 amino acids)
Biological process (GO): cellular hyperosmotic response; MAPK cascade; protein phosphorylation
Molecular function (GO): MAP kinase kinase activity; ATP binding
Source: RefSeq, a predicted model, not a curated record